UGCAACCCAAUCCAGGCGCGUGCUGCUACUGUUUAAGCGUGUGUGCCACCUCCGCCAGCCGUGUGCUCCUCUUCGGUUGGCGCCACUUGUACCCUCCUUUCCUUCCUCGUGCCUAACACCCCGUGCUGAGUAUCCUUAUCGAUAUCUCUCCUUGAAAAGUAAUCACAGCGACACAGCGAAACCUCAUUUCUCUUUCCUUUAAAUAAAGUCCUAUAUCUGCAUUGAGGCUGGGCGGAAGGCUCUGCAUUAGCCGCGACAGUAAUGGCCAUUUCUCAGCGUGAUGAUCCCCUCGACCACAAAACCCCAUUGCUCCAAAACGACGUCGAGGCGGCCGUUUUGGACUUCAGAGACUCCUCCUUCCCGAAAAGCUCAGGCGGCUGGCGCUCCGCCGCCUUUAUAAUCGGUGUGGGAUGUGCGGAGAGGUUCGCAUUCUAUGGCGUCAGCUCCAACCUCGUGACGUUUCUGAGCGGGCCGUUGGGGGAGUCGACAGCGACGGCGGCUGAGAAUGUGAACACGUGGUCAGGAACGGCGUCGUUGCUUCCCUUGCUCGGAGCCGUCGUCGCCGAUUCGUUUCUCGGUCGCUACCGCACCAUCGUUUUCUCUUCUCUGCUCUAUAUCCUGGGGCUAGGCUUGUUGAGUUUCUCGGCCAAGCUUCCCUCUCUCACUGGUUCUGAUUGCGGAAACAGCAGUCAGUUGACAUCGUGCUAUUCUCAGCUCCAAGUAAUAUUCUUCUACUUCUCUCUAUAUCUGGUAGCUGUAGGGCAAGGCGGAAACAAACCUUGCAUACAAGCUUUCGGAGCUGAUCAGUUCGAUGGACAAGAUCCAGUGGAGAGCAAAGCCAAAAGCUCAUUCUUUAAUUGGUGGUACUUUGGUAUCUGCUCAGGCUCCUUAUGUACGCGAUUGAUAUCAAGCUACAUACAGGACAACUUCAGUUGGGUUCUGGGAUUUGGAAUUCCUUGUAUUGUGAUGGCCCUUGGCCUAUUUGUUUUCUUGUCCGGAACAAGAACUUAUAGGUACAGCGUUGAAGGGGAUGGGAAAAGCCCAUAUGCCAGAAUUGCUAAGGUUUUUGUUGCUGCAUUUAAGAAUUGGCGAACUACUCCUUCAGAGCCUCUUGCAAACCCGCCUCACCAAAGUUCCGAAAAAUACAAGUUCCUCAACAAGGCGUUGCUACCUGAUAGUGAUUUGAAGGAAUAUAACAAGGUCUGUACUGUCUCUGAGGUAGAAGAAGCAAAGGUUGUUCUUAGUCUAUUUCCUAUAUGGAGUACAUGCCUGGUAUAUGCUAUUGUGCUUGCACAGAUGUCGACUUUCUUUACCAAGCAAGGGGCGACACUGGACAGAGAAAUUGUAGCCGGCUUUGAGAUACCAGCUGCUUCACUUCAGUCUUUUACUAGCCUCAUUAUUAUUCUCUUCAUUCCUAUUUAUGAGCGUGUCUUUGUUCCGAUGGCAAGUGCUUUCACUGGAAAACCCUCUGGCAUUACAACGCUACAAAGAAUCGGAGUUGGGAUAUUUUUAGCUGCUCUUUCCAUGAUAGCUGCAGCUUUAGUUGAGAAGAAAAGGCUUGAAACUGCUCAAGAGUAUGCUCUGGUUGAUAUGCCACAUGUUACAAUUCCAAUGGGCGUGUGGUGGUUGAUUCCUCAGUACUUGUUGAUUGGAGUGUCUGAUGUUUUCUCGAUGGUUGGUCUGCAAGAGUUUUUCUACGAUCAGGUACCAAAUGAACUAAGAAGUGUAGGAGUUGCCCUCUACCUCAGUAUCUUUGGUGUGGGAAACUUUUUAAGCAGCUUUCUUAUCUCGGCCAUAGAGGAAGCAACCAGCGGAGUAGGCCGAGUUAGCUGGUUUUCCAAUAAUCUGAAUCGUGCACAUCUUGAUUACUUUUACUGGCUACUCGCUGCACUCAGUGUAGUGGAACUGGGUGUCUUCACAUACUUCGCAAAAUCUUACCGAUAUAAGCAGGAGAGGUAGAAUAUAAGUAGGGUGUACUCUUCAAACGCAGUUGUUUAGGAGCUCAUAGGGGUCUUUCUUUCGUCUAUCAGAAAUUUCAAACUUGAUUCCUUUUUUAAUAAUGAUUAUUGACAUGGAUUCUCUAGCAA
Molecule: messenger RNA, 2087 nt
Organism: Rosa rugosa (rugosa rose)
Lineage: Eukaryota; Viridiplantae; Streptophyta; Magnoliopsida; Rosales; Rosaceae
Product: protein NRT1/ PTR FAMILY 5.10-like
Exons: 4
Coding region: 262-1959 (565 amino acids)
Biological process (GO): dipeptide transport; transmembrane transport
Cellular component (GO): membrane
Molecular function (GO): dipeptide transmembrane transporter activity; tripeptide transmembrane transporter activity
Source: RefSeq, a predicted model, not a curated record